Molecule: messenger RNA, 1227 nt
Organism: Microdochium trichocladiopsis
Lineage: Eukaryota; Fungi; Ascomycota; Sordariomycetes; Xylariales; Microdochiaceae
Exons: 1
Coding region: 1-1227 (408 amino acids)
Source: RefSeq, a predicted model, not a curated record
AUGGCAGAAGUCAAGGAGAAAGGACCGGGACGUGUCCGGAUCGAGACGAACCUGUCUCAGGAGGAGUUCAUCAAGGUGAUUAACACGAAGCGUCACUUCCUAGGACUGUUUGAGAACGCUAGCGUUCGCAUCGGCACCAAGGACUCCAGAGCGGACAGUAUCAACCGCGUCCAUAUUAACAACAUCAGAGAAAGUCCCCUACGAAAUCGUAUCGUGUGGACAAGGGUGAUCAAUUUCUCAUUGGCUGGAGGGUUUCUCAUAUCUGUUGGUGCAUCAACGGGCAUCCGGAUCCGAACCGCGAAGGAGCGGCCGCGGUCGCUCGAAGUCGAAUCUACCGACGAAAAAAUCAUCGAACAGACGCUUGAGAAUUCCACCAUUCUCUACGAAACUCAAACCAAAGUCGCCUGGAUGCUGCCCCGGAUUUCUGUUGUGAUGUAUUUGGUCCAAGCGUGGGCAAGGAGGAAUGACCCCGAGACAUGUGGAAAUAUCCGCUACCCAACCUUCGGUCAAUAUGAAGCCGUCCUCAUUGCUCCCGGCUGCCUGCUUCGGGCCUUGGAGGAUGAAUUCUGGAUACAGACUCCUGCACCGCUAGCUCGCAUCAACUUGAAGGAGGUCUUCAUGUACUUUGCCAAAACUCUCGACCGGCUGCAAGACGACGAAGACCUGAAACCUGCGCCUAGACUACAUCCGAAUCGGCUGGCAGGUGUAGACUUCGCCAACCUGGCAAGCCAGCCUCGGAACUAUUCAAUCGUUACGGUCGAUGUUCAAGUCAAUUAUUGCGGGGACUGGCUACGGAUGCUAAAGAGCGACUGGGAGGACCAUGAAACGCAGCACCCAAACGCGCCGUAUCGCGUGGUCACACUCUUCUGCAACAACAUCGAUCCGCCGCCGCUUCUACCUCAGGGUACGGUGUGCGGCACCUGGUCACCACCGCCUCCGCGUCGCGACUACUUGGUCGUUCCUAUGUACUGUCUUCGAAGACUGACCGACAUAUACGGGAAGGACCCGGUCAUGUUCUCCCGCGAGCACCAUUGCGAGUGCGGCCCACGCCUCCCGUUCCAACCUUGUGGCGGCCAACAGAUUUGCAAUCCGCUACAGAGGAUCGUCACAGGGGGUAGGCAAGAAUACAGGGAGAUGACGGAAUGGAUACAGGAAAGACGUUACAAUCAUGCGGCCUUCAUUUUCGGGAAUGCCUUUGAUUCCGAGAGGCAUUGCAGAGGCCGUUGA